UUAUGGUUUUCUUUCCAAGGGGAUUAUAUCUCUCUCUAUAUAUAUUUAGGGUGGCUUCAGCCAUAAAGCAGCUGGGUCAGAAGGAGGAAAAGUGUCCGUGUGUAUGAAAUAAAACCUCAGCUGUGAGAAUGACAGUCACUUGAAAUGCCAAGACAAAGCAGUGGUUCUGAUGGUUUUGCUGGUCCAUUUUAAAAGCUGUAUAAGCUGUCCUUUCCCUUGUGAGACUCCACUAAGGAGCUAGUGCAGGCAGAACAAACCCCCUCAGCCCAGGCUGCCUGUUUGCCCAGCACAGGAUGACUUCAGAACCGGCACCAGAUGGGGACCCCGGCAGGAGAGCCCCGAAGAAGCCGUGUCCGUUCAGCAUCGAGGACAUCCUCUCCAGCCCUGUGGAGAAGAGCCCCCAGGUCUUGGUCCCGCUGUGCCUGCGGGGCAUCUUGGACUGCACACCCAAAGGGCUGUGUGAGCUGGAGACCAUCCCGGCCAGCUCCCUGCAGGAGGAGGAGGAGGAGGAGGAAGAGGAAGAGCUGGAAGGGGCAGGCUGUGGCUGCUGCUGCUGUUCUCACACAGGUGCCCGGUCUCUGCAGGACUCGCCGGUUUGGCUGGAUGCUCGGCUCCCCUGGCCCAUGAGGCUCUUCCACUCGGCAGUCAGGGUCUGCAAGAGUCCCCAGGAGAACUCCAGCGAGCUGCAGACUUUCCACCAGAUCCAGCGCCGGACGCGCCGGCACCGCACCAUCUUCACCGAGGAGCAGUUGCAGGCCCUGGAAACGCUUUUCCACCAGAACCAGUACCCGGACGUCGUCACCCGGGAGCACCUGGCAAACCGCAUCCACCUGAAGGAGGAGAGGGUAGAGGUUUGGUUUAAAAAUCGUCGGGCGAAGUGGCGGCACCAGAAGAGGGCGAGUGCCUCAGCACUGAUCCUGCAGGGCACCAAGCAGCCCCCCGAGGAGAGCUGUUAG
Empidonax traillii (willow flycatcher) is the source of this 956-nucleotide messenger RNA. It is a transcript of the gene GSC2, whose product is annotated as goosecoid homeobox 2. Gene Ontology annotation, cellular component: nucleus. Lineage: Eukaryota; Metazoa; Chordata; Aves; Passeriformes; Tyrannidae. Gene Ontology annotation, molecular function: DNA-binding transcription factor activity, RNA polymerase II-specific; RNA polymerase II cis-regulatory region sequence-specific DNA binding. Gene Ontology annotation, biological process: regulation of transcription by RNA polymerase II. The record is from RefSeq and is a predicted model, not a curated record. The transcript is spliced from 3 exons. The coding region runs from base 294 to 956 and encodes 220 amino acids.